Artibeus jamaicensis (Jamaican fruit-eating bat) is the source of this 1446-nucleotide messenger RNA. RefSeq names its product tRNA methyltransferase 13 homolog (gene TRMT13). The record is from RefSeq and is a predicted model, not a curated record. The transcript is spliced from 11 exons. NCBI's taxonomy places the organism in Eukaryota, Metazoa, Chordata, Mammalia, Chiroptera, Phyllostomidae. Bases 1 to 1446 code for a protein of 481 amino acids. Gene Ontology annotation, biological process: tRNA methylation.
AUGGCGGCUUCUGUGCCGACGCCGCGCGCGACUGGCUCCCAGGCCGAGGGCCAGUGCGGUUACUAUGUGGCAAAGAAGAAGAGAUUCUGCCGGAUGGCGGUGGCAGCCGGGAAAAGGUUCUGCGGCGAACACGCUGGUGCCGCGGAGGGAGAAAGUGCUCGGAAGAGAAUCCUGUGCCCUUUAGAUCCGAAACACACAGUGUAUGAAGAUCAACUAGCAAAGCAUUUGAAAAAAUGUAAUUCAAGAGAGAAGCCAAAACCGGACUUCUUUGUUCAAGAUAUUAAUGCCGGCUUGAAGGAUGAAGCAGAAAUACUUGAACAAUUAGUUCCAAUUUCUUCUCUCCCUGAAGAGCAGUUGGGAAAUUUAAUUACGAAAUUGAAAAAAGCAACUGAAGGUCUGAACUCCACACUCAGAGACCAAAUUAUGUCCCACCCAGCAUUGCACGAUGCCCUUACUGACCCUAAAAAUGGUGACUCUGCAACCAAACACCUGAAACAGCAGGCUUCUAUUUUAGGUAACAUUGAAAAGUUAAAGUUACUUGGUCCAAGAAGAUGCUUUGUUGAGUUUGGCGCAGGAAAGGGAAAAUUGUCUCACUGGGUUGAUGUUGCCUUAAAAGAUGCUGAGGAAGUUCACUUCGUCCUGGUAGAAAAGGUGACCACGAGGUUCAAGGUUGACGGCAAACACAGAAAGAAAAACGCAGUGUUUGAAAGACUUCAGAUUGACAUUCAGCACCUGUGUUUGAACAAGAUUCCCGUGCUCAGCAGAGAGAAGCUGCCGGUGGUGGGGAUCGGGAAGCACCUGUGCGGUGUGGCUACGGAUCUGGCGUUGCGAUGUCUGGUCGGAGCCUGUGGUGCCCGUGGUGAGGAAGGGAAUGAGGAGCCCACAGCCAAACGCAUGAAGAACAAUGCAGCGGACCGAGAAACUCCUGCCGAGGCCGAGGAAGGCAGCGAUGGAACAGCCCCGGAGCAGUGCGGCCUUGUGGCUGGCAUUGUCAUCGCGCUCUGCUGUCACCACAGGUGUGACUGGAGACACUACGUGGGCAGAGAGCACUUCCGGGCGCUAGGUCUCGGUGCCCUUGAGUUCCACUACUUCCAGAGGAUGAGCAGCUGGGCGACCUGCGGCCUGCGGGGCGCAUCCAUGGCAGCCUCGGGUGGCCCCGAGAGGAGAGGCGGCCCGGCUGCGGACAGCGAGGAGCACGACAGUGGGGGACACCCGGUCACCGAUGACCAGGCUGAGAGCCCACCUGGGUGCCUUACUGUUGAGGAAAAGGAGGAGGUCGGGCGCCUGUGUAAGCUGCUGAUUGACCACGGCCGGGCCGAGUACCUGCGGCGCCACGGGUUCCGGCCCGCCCUGCAGCGCUACACGGAGCCCGCGGUGUCUCCGGAGAACGUGCUGCUCACCGCCGUGCCGCACCGGCCCUGCCCCGCGCCGGGAGCCUCCGCCUAA